UGAGCUGACUAAUCUACGCGUCACAUCUGUCGAGCUCCACACUACUCUCGGAAAUGACGACGUGGAGUUUUAAAGGAUCAUACUGAGGAAAACACUGGAGUCCACAGUCAAACGACUUUCCAUCGUUGUCUGGAAGACAGCCAGAUCUGUGUGAACAAGAAAGAAAAGUUGAAUCAAACUGAAGGAAGCCUUUUUUGACCCCUUCUGCUCCAACCUCUCCCUCUGCCUUUGUAAAGCUUUUUUGGCAUCCUGUCUGAGGGAAUUUGAAGAGAACAUUUACUACACUUAGUCUCCAUUAGGAACUAGUUAAAACUGAAGAUUUAGAGAGUGCCCAGAGGAGUUGUUAGGAUAACCUUAACAUACAAGAUGGCCAAGAAAAACAGCCAAAAGGAUACCUCUGGGGUUGUCUUUGACACACACUCCAAAAUGGCCAUGUCCCAGGGAGGAACUUUUGAUAGAAUGAAAGAAAAGAUCAGUGCUGUUAGGGCAGUUGUUCCCAACAAAAGCAACAAUGAGAUUGUGCUGGUCCUCCAGCACUUUGAAAACUGUGUUGAUAAGGCCGUCCAAGCUUUUUUAGAAGGCAACGCAGCUGAGAUUCUGAAAGAGUGGAACGUCACUGGUAAAAAGAAGCCUAAGAAGAAAAAGAAGCCCAAGCCCCAGGCAGAGCCUUCAGCUGAGGUUGCUCCAGCCGAGGCUACAGCACCCGCCGAGACCAAGGAGGCUGUGAAUGGUUUCCAUGCCAAUGGCUCAGUGCUUGACGGUGACUCGAUAGACUCUCUGAGCGAGCAGUUGGACUCUGCUUCCCUGGAUGCAGCCGAGCUGGACUCUGAACCAGCUACUUCAGAAACCACUGGUGCUGAAGCCGAGAGUCUAAGUAGCCCCUCAACCCCUACGUCUCAGCAAGGAUGGAGAAACCACCAGGGUCCUCGAGGCAGCAAGUUCCGUCACAGACCAGGCUCAAACUCUCAUUCCUCAGCCCCCUCCUCCAAGCUCCCCACUUACGAGAGCCAACAGGGAUCAUCUGCUGCACGGAAGAUCGCUCCCAACAUCGACCGCUCCAUGAAGGACCUGCAGAGAUGCACAGCCUCGCUCACACGUUACAGGGUGGUGGUCAAGGAGGAGAUGGACUCCUCCAUCAAGAGGAUGAAGCACACAUUUGCUGAACUCCAAAGCUGUCUCAUGGACAGAGAAGUAACUCUGUUGUCAGAGAUGGACAAGGUGAAAGCAGAAGCUAUGGCCAUCUUGGACGGCCGUCAAAAGAGAGCAGAGGAACUCCGCAGGCUAACUGAUCAAUCAGCAUCCAUGUCUGAGGACCAGUUGACGGAACUGCGUGCAGACAUUAAGCACUUUGUGAGUGAACGCAAGUAUGAUGAGGACCUGGGAAAGGCCGUGAAGUUUACAUUUGAGCUUGAGCCCCUGAAGUUGAGCAUUACAGAAUUUGGAUCAGUGUACCACCCUCAGACAGGCUACUCUAACCGUUCCCGCUGUAGCUCCACCUCCUCCUCCAUCACUAGCCCAGGAUCCCAGGAAACCCUGUCCCUCUCCCAGUCUCAGAGUUCCAGUAAUCACCCUAUUCACCCAAUCAAACAGAUUUUCCAAGGUAACAGGCGCCAGGUCUACCACGCUGGUCCACGGUAUAACGGUGGUGCCUAUCAUGACCGAAACCCCAACCGCUCAAACUACAGAUACCAGGGUAAUCGGGGACAGGGUGAUGGUGCCGGCUCUACAGCCCACACCUCUACCGCUUCUAACACCACAGGAGUUCCAUCUCACUCCACAACAUCUUCCUACCACCAAGAAAGCCCCUCUCACAAUGGGCUACCACAAAGGCCUCCACGAACACACAUCCCCUGACACAGAAACCUUUUUGCCUAGUCCAGACCCUCUACUAACCCUCACACUCGACCCUCAAUGACCCGCUUCCUGACCCUCCCCUACUAACUCCAGUUAAUGAAGAAUAAAAUACAAGUUUACAUGUUUGUCAGUUGAGCUGUAGUGCCACCUGUAGGUAAAUCUAAUUCAUCCUCCGAACUUGAAGAGCACCUUGGUUAUGUAAUAUCUUUAUUUGGUAGUAGAUAAAGCAAAAGUUCUCAUGCCUUUUGAUGUAGCAGCUUCCCAUCUACCCUUUUGUGAAUGGUUGCUAUUAUCAGCCUCUGUGUUGGUUGUGUAUGCCCAGAUGGAAUCUGUAGGGAGUAAUAGUUUUCCCACGGCCAAUAUAGUAGUAGUUUUAGUAAUUUAGACUAUUGUUAUACAUCAUUAGUAUGUGUAUACAGGCCAAUAUACAAUGGUUUUACUUUUAUUUUGGGGAUAUUAAUUUAGAUAUGAAUUCAUUUUCUCCAUAGAUUCUGUUUGGUCCUAGUCUUUCUUGCUACUUCAGAGGUUUCUGAAGUUCAAUUGAGCUCAGACACUGUUUGCAUAACAGUUUUGAUUGUAUUUGUUAUAUAUAUAUUAUUUUUAUUGUUUUGCUCAGACCAAUCUAACCAGUUCGGUUCCUUUAUUAAAUUAGUUUAAAAAAAAAAAACAAAAAAAAAACACUGGUAGUAGCUCUAGCAUUUAUGGGAAUUUUGGUCACUGGCUGACGUGUCAUGAAUCAACACUACAAACUAUCUAAACUUUAUUUAAAAACAUAGACAUAUCAAAUGGCUUUCAGUAAGGGAGUUCAAUACAGUUGCCUUCACAGUCUCUACCUUACCUUUAUUUGUUGGGAUGGCUUAAUCAAUAAUUAAUUACUAGGUGAUCUGUGGUCAUCCUAAUGUUGCCUUAGGGCAGUGAUAUAGCUUUCCCUGUCUGUCUCCAUGUUAUGUGUCAUUGUUCUUGCCUUUUCUCUAUUGUUGUAUCAUCAAGGGAGAGCUAAUUUAAUUAGAUACAUAUUCUUACACAUCACUUUUUAAGUUAAAAGUUUGAGAACAAAUGACGCUUCCCACAACCUCAAUUUGGACUUAAUACAUCGACACAGAUUUACAUUUAGAUGUUUCGUACAUAUAGGAUCAUACACACUCAAACAACACACAUUUAACAUGCUUGCCUUCUAUCACAGAGUAACUUCACCUUUGCCUUCCUAGACACACAGAUGUCGACAUCACAAACACACUUUUGUAAGAUUAUAUCACUUAAAGCUGACAGUCGUGUGGUUAUUAGUUGUGAUGUUAAGAAUUUUUUUACUUCCCCUUUUUGAUACGGUUUGUUCACUUUACACUUAUUGUAUAGGGUGAAAAUGUGAUCAAUCUGAAAUUAUUUUUCAGACCGAUUUAAGAACUUUUCAAGCUGACCAGGUUCGGGCAGUUGUAAAACUGAGGUGACUGAUGCAUGGAUUGAAUUUCCUUGAAUUUCAAUUACAUCUGAACAAAAUCAAGUGAAAUACUUCACCAACGCUUCUUCUACAGUGAUCCCUAGUGAUGCAACAUCUGCUUAUCUUUGAAAGAAGUGCUGUUUAGCUGCAAAGAAUUGUGUGCAACCAAUCAAUAUGUAGUCGCUGUGACUUAUGUUAAAGUACAUGGGUAUUACUACUGCUGUGAUCUUUUUGUAGGAUUAUAGUUUUGACAGUUCAAGUUUGAUAAUUCAUCACAUUUUUGGAAAGGGGCCAAAAGUAUUGGACCAGAAAUGACUGAAAUGUUCCUGUACUUUUAAUAAUGCCAAGUUGUACACACCCUGUUUGUAGGUUUAGCAUCAUUUCAGUUCUGCACUGUUAGUCUUAUUCCCACUACUUGUUCCUGGAGAUGCAUGCACUACAGAGCAUUUUUCAUUGAUACAGAAAGCUGGUGGUUUUCCCCAGAAUCAUAUGGUUAUGUGUUGUUUCUCAGAUGCUGGGCCUGUUUGAUUUAGCCUCCCCUUGUGUAUUUCUACUUGGGAUAUCACUAAUCAGUUAUAUCCCCCCCCCCCCCCUCACACACACAUUUUUUGAUUAACCAUUUCAAAGCUAGCUUUUUUUCUACAUUCCAUCUAUGGGGAUAUAGGUUAUCGCCAAAGAGAUCAUUUUUGUCUGAGUUGCUGCCUUUUUUACAUACUUGGCCUGUAAAAUAACUUGUAAUUAUAUUGUGGAUUAGAGUAGUGCAUUUCUCUAUCCUCUCCCAUGUUCGUUUUACUUUUCUGAAUCUACCUUGUACAUAGUAGUUAUAUAAUUGUGGUGUGCUCACAAGGGGCACUAUGUAUGAUAUUCAUGUUGAGCAUAGGAUUUACCUCUAGAUGAGUCCAUUUCUUCCUGUCUAAGAUGUAUGUCCUUUUUCUCAAUGUCAAAUCUGUUAACUCAAGUGCCUUCUCUUGUAUCCCUCUAAAUCAUUCACACCUUCCACCAAAUAUGGACCAAAGACAUCUCCCCCACCCUCCUACCCAUUUCAUUACAAGCAGCACUUGGACUCUUUCUCUCCUCUGCCCCUUGUCUCCUACACAUGAAUGGCACACUUUUCAUUUACUAUAAAUAAAAUAAUGUUUGCAAUA
Molecule: messenger RNA, 4434 nt
Organism: Osmerus eperlanus (European smelt)
Lineage: Eukaryota; Metazoa; Chordata; Actinopteri; Osmeriformes; Osmeridae
Gene: spats2
Product: spermatogenesis associated serine rich 2
Exons: 13
Coding region: 367-1854 (495 amino acids)
Cellular component (GO): cytoplasm
Molecular function (GO): protein binding
Source: RefSeq, a predicted model, not a curated record